Pseudoliparis swirei is the source of this 1418-nucleotide messenger RNA. RefSeq names its product SUMO1 activating enzyme subunit 1 (gene sae1). Gene Ontology annotation, molecular function: SUMO activating enzyme activity. Gene Ontology annotation, cellular component: SUMO activating enzyme complex; cytoplasm. Lineage: Eukaryota; Metazoa; Chordata; Actinopteri; Perciformes; Liparidae. The coding region runs from base 92 to 1255 and encodes 387 amino acids. The record is from RefSeq and is a predicted model, not a curated record. Gene Ontology annotation, biological process: protein sumoylation. The transcript has 9 exons.
AAUUUACGACGAUAAACAAACCGAGAAACUACAUUUAUUAAUACAUACAAAUGUGAGAAAAGUCCGAAAACACGUCUAUUGUAUCGGUCGGAUGACGUCAUCGUUCAGCGACCGUUCAGCGGGACAGCCGUGGCAUUUGAAACAACCGCAUCUGGAGCUGGACGGAAAAGGGGCUAUUUUUGCACCGCGAUCUCCUUCUGCAGAGAGAUCCAAAAUGAUCGACACGAUCGAGAAGGAGGACCCGGUCAUCAGCGAGGAAGAGGCAGCCCAGUACGACCGUCAGAUCCGUCUGUGGGGGCUAGAUGCACAAAAGAGAUUACGAGGGUCCCGCGUGCUCCUGGCAGGUUUAGGUGGUCUCGGGGCUGAAGUGGCCAAGAACUUAAUUCUGGCUGGAGUUAAAGGACUCACUUUGCUGGAUCAUGAAAAGGUGUCGGAGGAGUCGUGUCGAGCCCAGUUCCUGGUUCCAGUGACGGCUCGGGGUCAGAAUCGAGCCCAGGCCUCCCUGGAGCGCGGGCAGAACCUCAACCCGAUGGUGAAGGUCCACGCAGACCAGGACCGAGUCGAAGACAAGCCAGAUGACUUCUUCCUGCAAUUCGAUGCGGUGUGUCUGACAGGCUGCUCCAGAGACCUGAUGGUGCGGGUCGACCAGCUCUGUUCCAAGCACAACAUCAAAGUCUUCUGUGGGGACGUCUAUGGUUACUAUGGCUACAUGUUCUGCAACCUCGGAAAAGAGCACAACUUCGUUGAGGAGAAACCCAAACUGGUGAAACCAACUGGAAGCGUCGGCCCAGAGGCGAAGAAGGCCAAAGUCGAUCCCAACGAAACCGUCAUGGUGAAAAAGACGGCCAGUUUCUGCCCUCUGAAAGAAGCUCUGGAGGUCGACUGGACAACCGAGAAGGCCAAAGCCGGGAUGAAGAAGACGCCAGUGGACUACUUCAUGCUUCACGUUCUGUUGAAGUUUCGCACCGACAAAGGUCGUGACCCCGACCCGCAGUCCUACCCGGAGGACAGUCAGCUCCUGAGGCAGAUCCGAGACGACGUCCUGGAGGCCUUGGAAGUGAGCGCCGACCUCCUGAAUGAUGAAUUCAUCAGCUACUGCUUCUCUGAGAUGUCGCCGGUGUGCGCAGUCGUGGGAGGAGUUCUGGGACAGGAAGUUGUCAAGGCUCUCUCCCAGCGAGACCCUCCUCACCGGAACUUCUUCUUCUUCGACGGUCGCAAAGGCAACGGCGUGGUCGACUACUUCGGACCAAACUGAACCGUUUUACACACGUCACGUCAGCUGAUGUCUUGUCAUUAGUUAGUCCGAUUAUUUAUACCAGUUCUCGCUCCACUACUCAUAAAGUUAGUCUGUUGUUUAAAUGUUUUGGGUAUUUGAUCUUUGUUUUUUACAUUUUCUAAUAAAACAUUGUUAAGUGAAA